AUGGACAGAAAGAAGACUUGUGUAAAAUCUCCUACAGAAGGUCACAGUUAUCUGACUGCAUCUGUGGGUACAAAGGUUGUUCUCUUUUGCCUACCCAUCUGCUCAGAUUAUGUGAUGUUAGCAACAUGGGGAAUAGACCUUGGAGGCAAGUCUAACUGCAACAUAGCCUACCACCCAGAGAAAAAUGAAACAAACAACACAUGUGGUGAUAAGGAGCUAACCUGGUUCUCCAGACCAGACCAGAAUACAUCCCUUCAGAUUGAUCCAGUGGCUGUCAGUCAUGAAGGGAAUUAUUCUUGUGAAAUUGUAACGCUGGAUGGGAAUUUCCAUCAUUAUUAUCACCUCCAAGUGUUAGUGGCCCCGGUUGUGACCUUAUCUGAAAAGAACAAUAGAACUGCAGAGUGCGAGGCAGUAGGGAAGCCGGCUGCACAGAUCUCCUGGACUCCAGAGUGCGUUUGUGUCACCACUGAGCAAAAACAUUGGGACAAUGGAACAGUCAAGACACAGAGUACAUGCCAACUGGAAGAAAAUAAUGUGGCUUCUGUGUCCUGCUCUGUCUUCCAUUUGACUGGUAACACCACCAAAUCCAUAAAGCUGAAUCAAAAGAAAGAGUCAUCACAUACCACUAAGUAUAUUUAUCUAAUUGCUAUAUUGAUCUUCAUGGGAUUCAUUUGUUUUCUGAUAUUCUAUGUCUGCAGAAAAUGUAAAUUGAAAAAAAGAAGAGCUUCUUUAAUUACUGAGGAGGCUGAAAUGCAGCCCUAUGCUAGCUACACAGAAAAGAAUAAUCCUUUAUAUGAUACUACAGACAGAGCAAAGACUUCUCAGCUUUAA
Suncus etruscus (white-toothed pygmy shrew) is the source of this 831-nucleotide messenger RNA. Its product is annotated as cell surface glycoprotein CD200 receptor 1-like. The record is from RefSeq and is a predicted model, not a curated record. Gene Ontology annotation, biological process: regulation of neuroinflammatory response. NCBI's taxonomy places the organism in Eukaryota, Metazoa, Chordata, Mammalia, Eulipotyphla, Soricidae. Gene Ontology annotation, cellular component: external side of plasma membrane. Bases 1 to 831 code for a protein of 276 amino acids. The transcript is spliced from 6 exons. Gene Ontology annotation, molecular function: signaling receptor activity.